CACGGGCACAUACCGCAGUCUCCUCAUGAGAUGGUCUCGUCAGUUGCGUUUCAUUUCCUGCGUCGUUCAGUCGAAUGUUGCGCGAUCGCGAAAGUGUUGUGUUCAAUUAAAGGUGUCUGGUGUGUGCACAUAAAUGGUGGACAAUCGAGAGAGAAUUCGCGGGCCCUCGAGGGAUGGAAGGGAAGGGCUAACGAGUCCUCGGCAUGUGCUUCGGCGUCUCUUGUUACUUUCUGAAGGUCGCCAAUAUAGGGAGGCAGCAGGUGUUGUGGGACGUCUAGGGCCAUCCCUUCUGCGUUCCGUUGUCUCCGAACUACCCAUGGAUUUACUAAUUGAAGCUCUCCCACAUAGUGCAUACCUCCUUGAAUCAUUCUACAGUCGUCUCACAGCAGUACUACCAAGCCCAAAGCCCGAUGUGUCGGUUGAGCCUGUUGUGUGGCACCUAGUGAAGCUCUUUGGAAAUCCUCAUGAAUCUGGUCUUCGUCAGCGCUGUUCAAAGCUCAUAGAAUCUAUCGGUACGUGGAGUCCAACAAUUCGGGAUAUCCUUCGGGAACGUCGAAGGGCACUGGAUCAGGCAAUUCAGGGAUUGGGAAUUCAUGGCUUAACGUCAGAUCAAUCUGGUAGUCUUACUGCCCUGCAUACAGCCCUGAAAACGGAACUUCAACGCCAUGUGGAUACCUACAAGGCUGCCAUACACAAGCUCGAUGAACUCAGCCCAGUAACAAUCCAUCAGGAUCCUGCUCAGUCAUCACAUCAGCGUCUCCUUGCCAUCAACUAUGAUGAUUUACAACAAAGACUGAUCGACAAUAAAACCGUCCUUACACUCCUCGAUAAGCCAGCGUUGAAACAACUAGGUCAGCUUGUGGAUGCCCUUUCGCAGCGGGUGCAAUGUGACAAAGAAGUGCUCUUUUGCAUUGGUGAAAUAAAACGAUCAGAUCCCCUCCUUAGCUGCGACUAUCGCCCCGUGGCUGGAAUUAUGAUGAAUUUUGCUAGAGGGUGUGAUUCAGUUUUGAGGCUCAUGGGGCCAAUUACAGUGCCCUCGAGUCCUGGUGGAUACAGUUGUUGCAGUGAUGGAUACCAUUCGGACUCCGCUGAUUCCCUCCCCGAUGAAAAUAACAGUGAACUUAUUCGUAACUUCUCGAUGCUUUACUCCAAGAAUCGCGUGGAGAUUAUGGAAUAUUUGGACAGUAUCCCCCAACUGAAGAAUGCCUUCUAUCUCAAGACGAAGAUUCUCUUUUCCAUCAUUGUGCUGGCAUUCAGAUCUUGCCAGGGACUCCGUGAGAGAAAAGUGGCCGAGGUGCGCCGUGUUCUUGGUCCAACUGGUUGCGAUGGGGAAAGUAGUGGCAAUACCAAGGUGUCUGUACUGAAUUUGGAGAAAGCUGUCCGUCAGUAUUUGCAAGACACUGCCGAUUCUUUGCCCCUCGGUGACAUCGAGAAGCAAGUAUCCAAUCAAAUACUCUCCACACUAUAUGAGUAUCCUUGCCUCGAAAAUUGCUCCCAGCUGCAGCAUUACACAUCCAGCUGUGUACGCUUAGCAUGGAAGAUGGUCAACCAGUCAAAUCCCUACUAUUUGGACAAUGACUUUACUCACGGUCUUCUCCAGCCCGAGAAGCAGGAACGUCAUUCAUCAUAUUCCGACCGUAACUCCAACAUAAUCCGCGCCUAUGUGUGGCCAGCCCUCAUUCAGGAAUACAGAUGCAUUCUCAAAGCCGUUGUAAUCACAUAAUUAAUUUAUUUUCCAUUUAUACUAACACAAUGGAAUUGCCUAUCUGUAAAUAAAAAUUGUACACCCCUUUCAUUCA
Molecule: messenger RNA, 1799 nt
Organism: Lutzomyia longipalpis
Lineage: Eukaryota; Metazoa; Arthropoda; Insecta; Diptera; Psychodidae
Exons: 4
Coding region: 134-1723 (529 amino acids)
Biological process (GO): mitophagy by internal vacuole formation; mitochondrial protein catabolic process
Cellular component (GO): mitochondrial outer membrane
Source: RefSeq, a predicted model, not a curated record